CGCCUCUUCCCGAGGCAUGCUGGGAGCCUGGAGGACUAGCGAGGAGGAGUUGAGAGAACGGAGCGGACGCCAUGGCGACCAACAUCGAGCAGAUUUUUAGGUCUUUCGUGGUCAGUAAAUUCCGGGAAAUUCAACAGGAGCUUUCCAGUGGAAGAAAUGAAGGCCAGCUCAAUGGUGAAACAAAUGCACCUAGUGAAGGAAACCAGGCAGGUGAUGUAGCUGCCUCCUCCAGGAGCCUACCAAAUGAAGAAAUAGUUCAGAAGAUAGAGGAAGUACUUUCUGGGGUCUUAGAUACAGAACUACGAUGUAAGCCAGACCUGAAGGAGGCCUCCAGAAAAAGUAGAUGUGUGUCUGUACAAACAGAUCCAACUGAUGAAAUUCCCACCAAAAAGUCAAAGAAGCAUAAAAAGCACAAAAAUAAAAAGAAGAAAAAGAAGAAAGAGAAGGAAAAAAAGUACAAAAGACAGCCAGAAGAAUCUGAAUCAAAGCUGAAAUCACAUCAUGAUGGGAACAUAGAUUUAGAAUCGGAUUCCUUUUUGAAGUUUGAUUCUGAACCUUCAGCGAUGGCACUGGAGCAUCCUGUAAGAGUGUUUGGCCUGUCUGAGACCAGUGAAUCUGCAGUUGUGUUAGAACCUCCUAUACUAUCAAUGGAGAUCUCAGAGCCACACACCUUAGAAACUCUGAAGCCAGCUACAAAAACUGCAGAACUGUCAGUUGCAUCUGCAUCAGUAAUCUCAGUGCAGUCAGAGCAGUCUGUGGCAGUAAUGCUGGAACCAUCCACGACAAAGGUUCUGGAUUCUUUUGCAACAGCACCUGUGCCUACCACAGCAGUAGUGCUAAAGUCAUCUGAGCCAGUUGUAACAAUGUCGGUGGAGUAUCAGACAAAGUCUGUGCUGAAAUCUUUGGAGAGCAUACCUCCAGAGCCAUCAAAGAUCAUGUUGUUGGAGCCUCCAGUAGCAAAAGUGCUAGAGCCAUCAGAAACCCUUGUGUCAUCAGAGAUACCUACUGAGGUGCACCCUGAGCCAAGCACAUCAACAACAAUGGAUUUUCCAGAGUCAGCUGCAACUGAAGUGCUAAGAUUGCCAGAGCAGCCUGUAGAAGUACCAUUGGAGAUUGCAGAUUCAUCCAUGACAAGACCACAGGAGUUGCUGGAGCUGCCCAAGACCACACCGUUGGAGCUGCCGGAGUCGUCGGUGGCCUCAGUGAUGGAGUUGCCGGGGCCACCUGCGACCUCCAUGCUGGAGUUGCAGGGGCCCCCUGUGACUCCAGUGCUGGAGUUACCUGGGCCCUCUGCUACCCCGGUGCCAGAGUUGCCAGGGCCCCUUUCUACCCCAGUGCCUGAGUUGCUAGGGCCCCCUGCGACAGCGGUGCCUGAGUUGCCGGGGCCCUCUGUGACAUCAGUGCCACAGUUGUCGCAGGAAUUGCCAGGGCUUCCAGCACCAUCUAUGGGGUUGGAGCCACCACAGGAGGUACCAGAGCCACCUGUGAUGGCACAGGAGUUGCCAGGGCUGCCUGUGGUGACAGCAGCAGUAGAGUUGCCAGGGCAGCCUGCGGUAACAGUAGCAAUGGAGUUGACCGAACAACCUGUGACGACGACAGAGUUGGAGCAGUCCGUGGGGAUGACAACGGUGGAACAUCCUGGGCAGCCUGAGGUGACAACGGCAACAGGGUUGCUGGGGCAGCCUGAGGCAGCGAUGGUGCUGGAGUUGCCAGGACAGCCAGUGGCAACAACAGCGCUGGAGUUGCCAGGGCAGCCUUCGGUGACUGGGGUGCCAGAGUUGCCAGGGCUGCCUUCGGCAACUAGGGCACUGGAGUUGUCGGGGCAGCCUGUGGCAACUGGGGCACUGGAGUUGCCUGGGCAGCUCAUGGCAGCUGGGGCACUGGAGUUUGCGGGGCAGUCUGGGGCAGCUGGAGCACUGGAGCUUUUGGGGCAGCCUCUGGCAACAGGGGUGCUGGAGUUGCCAGGGCAGCCUGGGGCGCCAGAGUUGCCUGGGCAGCCGGUGGCAACUGUGGCGCUGGAGAUCUCUGUUCAAUCUGUGGUGACAACGGAGCUGUCAACGAUGACCGUGUCGCAGUCCCUGGAGGUGCCCUCGACGACAGCGCUGGAAUCCUAUAAUACGGUAGCACAGGAGCUGCCUACUACAUUAGUGGGGGAAACUUCUGUAACAGUAGGAGUGGAUCCCUUGAUGGCCCAGGAAUCCCAUAUGUUAGCUUCUAACACCAUGGAGACCCAUAUGUUAGCAUCCAACACCAUGGAUUCCCAGAUGCUAGCGUCCAACACCAUGGACUCCCAGAUGCUAGCAUCCAACACCAUGGACUCCCAGAUGUUAGCCUCUAGCACCAUGGACUCCCAGAUGUUAGCAACCAGCUCCAUGGACUCCCAGAUGUUAGCAACCAGCUCCAUGGACUCCCAGAUGUUAGCAACCAGCUCCAUGGACUCCCAGAUGUUAGCAACCAGCUCCAUGGACUCCCAGAUGUUAGCAACCAGCUCCAUGGACUCCCAGAUGUUAGCAACCAGCUCCAUGGACUCCCAGAUGUUAGCAACCAGCUCCAUGGACUCCCAGAUGUUAGCAACCAGCACCAUGGACUCCCAGAUGUUAGCAACCAGCUCCAUGGACUCCCAGAUGUUAGCAACCAGCUCCAUGGACUCCCAGAUGUUAGCAACCAGCUCCAUGGACUCCCAGAUGUUAGCAACCAGCUCCAUGGACUCCCAGAUGUUAGCAACCAGCUCCAUGGACUCCCAGAUGUUAGCAACCAGCUCCAUGGACUCCCAGAUGUUAGCAACCAGCUCCAUGGACUCCCAGAUGUUAGCAACCAGCUCCAUGGACUCCCAGAUGUUAGCAACCAGCUCCAUGGACUCCCAGAUGUUAGCAACCAGCUCCAUGGACUCCCAGAUGUUAGCAACCAGCUCCAUGGACUCCCAGAUGUUAGCAACCAGCUCCAUGGACUCCCAGAUGUUAGCAACCAGCUCCAUGGACUCCCAGAUGUUAGCAACCAGCUCCAUGGACUCCCAGAUGUUAGCAACCAGCACCAUGGACUCCCAGAUGUUAGCAACCAGCACCAUGGACUCCCAGAUGUUAGCAACUAGCUCUAUGGAUUCCCAGAUGUUAGCAUCUGGCGCUAUGGACUCUCAGAUGUUAGCUUCCGGCUCCAUGGAUGCCCAGAUGUUAGCGUCUGGUACCAUGGAUGCCCAGAUGUUAGCAUCUAGUACCCAAGAUUCUGCUAUGUUGGGUUCAAAAUCUCCUGAUCCUUACAGGUUAGCUCAAGAUCCUUACAGGUUAGCUCAGGAUCCCUAUAGGUUAGGUCAUGACCCUUACAGGUUAGGCCAUGAUGCUUACAGAUUAGGGCAGGAUCCUUACAGAUUAGGCCAUGAUCCCUACAGACUAACUCCUGAUCCCUACAGGAUGUCACCAAGACCCUAUAGGAUAGCACCCAGGUCCUAUAGAAUAGCUCCCAGGCCAUAUAGGUUAGCACCUAGACCCCUGAUGUUAGCAUCUAGACGUUCUAUGAUGAUGUCCUAUGCUGCAGAACGUUCCAUGAUGUCAUCUUACGAACGCUCUAUGAUGUCUUAUGAGCGGUCUAUGAUGUCCCCUAUGGCUGAGCGCUCUAUGAUGUCAGCCUAUGAGCGCUCUAUGAUGUCAGCCUAUGAGCGCUCUAUGAUGUCCCCUAUGGCUGAGCGCUCUAUGAUGUCAGCUUACGAACGCUCUAUGAUGUCAGCUUACGAGCGCUCCAUGAUGUCCCCGAUGGCUGACCGAUCUAUGAUGUCCAUGGGUGCUGACCGCUCUAUGAUGUCGUCAUACUCCGCUGCUGACCGGUCUAUGAUGUCAUCGUACUCUGCAGCUGACCGAUCUAUGAUGUCAUCUUAUGCUGCUGAUCGCUCAAUGAUGUCUAUGGCAGCUGAUUCUUACACCGAUUCUUACACUGAUACAUACACAGAGGCAUAUAUGGUACCACCUUUGCCUCCUGAAGAGCCUCCAACAAUGCCACCAUUGCCACCUGAGGAGCCACCAAUGACACCACCACUGCCUCCUGAGGAACCCCCAGAGGGUCCAACAUUAUCCACUGAGCAGUCAGCAUUAACAGCUGAAAAUACUUGGCCUACUGAGGUGCCAGCAUUACCUCCUGAAGAAUCUGUAUCGCUGCCUGAAACUGUGAGUCAAAAUGAGAUUUCAGAGCCUUCAGCAUUGCUUGCUAAUUAUUCAGUGUCAGCAUCAGAGCCUUCAGUUUUAACAUCAGAGGCUGCUGUCACUGCCCCAGAACCACCACUAGAGCCAGAGUCUUCAGUUAUGUCAACACCUGCAGAGUCUGCUGUAGCAACAGAAGAGCAUGAAAUUGUUCCAGAGAGACCAGUGACUUAUAUAUCUGAAAAUUCCAUGUUAGCUGAACCAUCUAUGUUAACAUCAGAGCCUACUAUUAUGUCAGAAACAGCAGAAACCUUUGAUUCCAUGAGAGCUUCAGGACAUACUGCCUCAGAGGUAUCUAUAUCCCUGAUGGAGCCAGCAGUAACUAUUCCAGAGCCAUCGCAGCAGAGCACCCUAGAGCUACCAGCCAUGGCUGUCUCAGAGCUGCCAGUCAUGGCAGUCCCUGAGCCAUUAGCCGUGGCUGUUCCAGCCCCUGCAGUCAUGGCUGUCCCAGAGCUCCCAGCUGUGGUUGUCGCAGAACACCCGGCUGUGGCUGUCCCAGAGUACCCGGCUGUGGCUGUCCCAGAGUACCCGGCUGUGGCUGUCCUGGACCCACCAGCUGAGUCUCUCUUGGAGCCCAUGGCAUUGGCUGAGCCAGAGCACGUUACUAUUCCUGUGCCACAUGUUUCUGCCCUGGAGCCUACUGUGCCUGGCCUGGAACCCACAGUGUCAGUCCUUCAGCCUAAUGUGAUUGUUUCAGAACCAUCUGUUUCUGUCCAAGAAUCCACUGUGACAGUUUUAGAGUCUGCUGUCACUAUUUCACAGCAGACUCAAGUAAUAUCAACUGAGACAGUUUUAGAGUCUACACCAAUGAUACUGGAGUCUAGUGUUAUAAAAGGAAUGAAUUUACUAUCUGGAGAUCAAAGUCUUGCUCCAGAGAUUGGCACGCAGGAGAUUCCCAUGCAUUCAAAUGAAGAGUCACAUGCUGAAGGACAUCCGAAGAAUGACCCUUUUGAAAGUGAACUUGGUAUAAAUAUAGACAAUAUAAAUAAUCAUUUAAUUGCUAAAGAGAUGGAAUAUAAUGCAGUGUCUGCUGUCAUCACUGGUGCUGUUGGUGAAAUUGGUGAAGAGAAAAUUUUGCCCAUCAGUGAGACUAAACAAUGCACAGUAUUGGAUACCUGCCCUAGUGUUAGUGAAGCUGAUAUAGGAGAAACUCUGUCUUCUGCUGGUCCUCUUGCUCCUGAACCUGAUGCAAUGGGAACAAGUAUGGGUAUUGAACUUGGCGUAGCAUCUGCUUUCAGUUCAAUUAGUAAAUAUGAUGUUGAAGUAUCUUUAACUACUCAAGAUACUGAACAUGACAUGGUAAUUUCCACCAGCCCCAGUGGUGGUAGUGAAGCUGACAUAGAGGGACCUUUGCCUGCUAAAGACAUUCAUCUUGAUUUACCAUCUAAUUUUAUUACUAAAGAUGCAGAAGGACCAUUACCUGUAGAAGAGAGUGACCAGACAUUAGCAGUUGCUCUCAGCCCUAAAGAAAGUAGUGGAGAAAAUAAAGAAGUACCUCUCCCUACUAAAGAGAUACUGUUUGAUUCAGGAUUUUCUGCCAAUAUUGAUGAUAUUAACGAAGCAGAUUUAGUGAGACCAUUACUUCCUAAGGACAUGGAACGACUUACAAGCCUUAGAGCUGGUAUUGAAGGACCUUUACUUGCAAGUGACGUUGAACGUGACAAAUCUACUGCUAGUCCAGUUGUAAUUAGUAUACCAGAAAGAGCUUCAGAGUCUUCUUCAGAAGAAAAAGAUGAUUAUGAAAUUUUUGUAAAAGUUAAGGACACACAUGAAAAAAGCAAGAAAAAUAAAAACCGUGACAAAGGUGAGAAAGAGAAGAAAAGAGACUCUUCGUUAAGAUCUCGAAGUAAACGUUCCAAGUCUUCUGAACACAAGUCACGCAAGCGUACCAGUGAAUCUCGUUCUAGGGCAAGGAAGAGAUCGUCUAAGUCCAAGUCUCGUCGCUCUCAAACACGUUCACGGUCACGUUCAAGACGCAGGAGGAGGAGCAGCAGAUCAAGGUCCAAGUCUAGAGGAAGGCGAUCUGUAUCAAAAGAGAAACGCAAAAGAUCUCCAAAGCACAGAUCCAAGUCCAGGGAAAGAAAAAGAAAAAGAUCAAGUUCCAGGGAUAACCGUAAAACAGUUAGAGCUAGAAGCCGCACCCCAAGUCGUCGGAGUCGGAGUCACACACCAAGUCGUCGAAGAAGGUCUAGAUCUGUGGGGAGAAGGAGCUUCAGCAUUUCCCCAAGCCGACGGAGCCGCACCCCGAGCCGACGGAGCCGCACCCCGAGCCGACGGAGCCGUACCCCGAGCCGACGGAGUCGUACCCCGAGCCGACGGAGCCGCACCCCUAGCCGGCGGCGAAGAUCAAGAUCUGUGGUAAGAAGACGAAGCUUCAGCAUAUCACCAGUCAGGUUAAGGCGAUCACGAACACCCUUGAGAAGAAGGUUUAGCAGAUCACCCAUCCGUCGUAAAAGAUCCAGGUCUUCUGAAAGAGGCAGAUCACCUAAACGUCUGACAGAUUUGAAUAAGGCUCAGUUACUUGAAAUAGCCAAAGCUAAUGCAGCUGCAAUGUGUGCUAAGGCUGGUGUUCCUUUACCACCAAACCUAAAGCCUGCACCUCCACCUACAAUGGAAGAAAAAGUUGCUAAAAAGUCAGGAGGAGCUACUAUAGAAGAACUAACCGAGAAAUGCAAACAGAUCGCACAGAGUAAAGAAGAUGAUGAUGUAAUAGUGAAUAAGCCUCAUGUUUCGGAUGAAGAGGAAGAAGAACCUCCUUUUUAUCAUCAUCCCUUUAAACUCAGUGAACCCAAACCCAUUUUUUUCAAUCUGAAUAUUGCUGCAGCAAAGCCAACUCCACCAAAAAGCCAGGUAACAUUAACGAAAGAGUUUCCUGUGUCAUCUGGAUCUCAACAUCGAAAAAAAGAAGCAGAUAGUGUUUAUGGAGAGUGGGUUCCUGUAGAGAAAAAUGGUGAAGAAAACAAAGAUGAUGAUAAUGUUUUCAGCAGCAAUUUGCCCUCUGAGCCUGUGGACAUCUCUACAGCAAUGAGUGAGCGGGCACUUGCUCAGAAAAGACUCAGUGAAAAUGCAUUUGACCUUGAAGCCAUGAGCCUGUUAAAUCGAGCUCAGGAGCGGAUUGAUGCUUGGGCUCAGCUGAACUCUAUUCCUGGCCAGUUUACAGGAAGUACGGGAGUACAGGUUCUGACUCAAGAACAGUUGGCUAAUACUGGUGCCCAAGCCUGGAUUAAAAAGGAUCAAUUCUUAAGAGCAGCCCCAGUAACUGGAGGAAUGGGAGCCGUUUUGAUGAGAAAAAUGGGAUGGAGAGAAGGAGAAGGAUUAGGAAAAAACAAAGAAGGAAAUAAGGAACCUAUCCUAGUUGAUUUUAAGACAGACCGAAAAGGUCUUGUGGCUGUAGGGGAAAGAGCACAAAAGAGGUCUGGGAACUUCUCUGCUGCAAUGAAAGAUUUGUCAGGCAAACAUCCUGUGUCUGCCUUGAUGGAAAUCUGUAAUAAGAGAAGGUGGCAACCACCUGAAUUUCUCUUGGUCCAUGAUAGUGGCCCUGAUCAUCGCAAACAUUUUCUCUUUAGGGUAUUGAGAAAUGGAAGCCCUUACCAGCCCAAUUGUAUGUUUUUCUUGAAUAGGUAUUGAUAAAUGGAAGCGCUUACCAGCCCAGCUUUGCCAGCCCUAAUAAGAAGCAUGCUAAAGCCACAGCAGCUACUGUGGUUCUUCAAGCAAUGGGCCUUGUACCAAAGGACCUCAUGGCUAAUGCCACUUGCUUCAGGAGUGCCUCACGUAGAUAGAUUGAGGUUUUAUAUUAAUCAUUUCAGAUAAUUUUACUCUGCAUCAAAAUGUAUUUCCUCUUUAAUGUUGUAAAUAUUUGGCAAUUUAAGACAUUGUGUAAAAAGCAAUCUGUACAAACAUCUCCAGGCUUUGAUUUUUGUACCAUGGAAAUUGUAUUUAACCAUACAGGGUUUUGGUAUGUUUAUAUUGUUUACCUUAGUGAUGUAUUUGUUUAAGUGGCUAACAUCCAAACGAUUGUUUGAAGGCAUCCGUAAUCUUCAGUGUGGAAUGUUAAAUGACGCUUUUAUACUGUAUUUUGUACUAUGAUGUAACUUCCCUUCCUUAUGGCUAGGCUGCUGUAACACUUGCCUGUAAUCAGUGAAGGGCUGUGCACCUUGUACUAGUUCACAAUGGGUUCUGCUGGACAGAUACUGGGCCAGUGUUAUUUGAGGUAAUCAAGCAAGAUCUGUUCCACAGGGCUAAUGCCACCAUCUCCCCUUAAAAUUUUGUAGAGGAUAUAAAAAGAAAAUGGUAUAGUUGUGUGAUGAUCAGCACCAAGUCCUGCGUUUCCGUCAAAGCCACUUGGGCCACAAGGGAGUUAAAAUGAAGUCCGACUAGAAUUCUACUGCAGAGGCCAAGUACAUUUAGUAUGGCAUUGAGUUGUGAUAUAGUUUACUUUGAUGUGCAUUUUGAAUUUCAGCUACACCUAGAUAGACGUAAAAUGGUAAUUAAAAUGCUGUAACCAACUUAUCUAAUAAAAUCGGCAUCCAGCCACUAUUUUGUUGACUAUGAGAAAGUUUAAGUUUAUGUUAAUUUUUAGGGACUGAUAGAAUAUUUCAUGUGUAUUACAGUGGUAUUCAUAUGUUAUGUCUCUAAACUUUAUUUUCAAAAGCUUAAGGCCCAAAUAUAAACUUCUCUGGAAUAAA
Messenger RNA from Manis javanica (Malayan pangolin), 8869 nucleotides. It is a transcript of the gene SON, whose product is annotated as SON DNA and RNA binding protein. NCBI's taxonomy places the organism in Eukaryota, Metazoa, Chordata, Mammalia, Pholidota, Manidae. Gene Ontology annotation, molecular function: RNA binding; protein binding. The record is from RefSeq and is a predicted model, not a curated record. Gene Ontology annotation, biological process: regulation of mRNA splicing, via spliceosome; regulation of cell cycle.